This is a messenger RNA of Juglans microcarpa x Juglans regia, 1015 nucleotides long. Its product is annotated as acyl-protein thioesterase 1 homolog 1-like. The record is from RefSeq and is a predicted model, not a curated record. Gene Ontology annotation, molecular function: hydrolase activity. Bases 214 to 981 code for a protein of 255 amino acids. The transcript is spliced from 10 exons. Lineage: Eukaryota; Viridiplantae; Streptophyta; Magnoliopsida; Fagales; Juglandaceae.
CUGCAUCACUGUAUGUGCCCCUGUAGGGGUUUACUUCCGAAGUAUGAACAGACAGAAGUAAAGGAGGUGAGAAAAAGUGGUGGGAAACCAGGAAAGGCAAAUGAAAGAGGAAAGAUAAAAUCCCUUUGCUUUUUGGUUUGUUCCACACCAGGAGCUCAUCUUUAUCCUUUGCAACAAAUGACCUGCAGUGUGCAAACACUCGGGUGAGAAAGAAUGAGUUACGGUAGCUCAGAUAUAGGUUCUGGUAGUGGAACGGCCACAAGGACAUUCGAGUUUGGAAGGACUCAUGUGGUCAGGCCCAAAGGGAUGCACCAGGCCACUAUUGUUUGGCUGCAUGGCCUUGGUGACAAGGGCUCAAGCUGGUCCCAGCUCUUGGAAACUCUUCCUCUUCCAAAUAUAAAAUGGAUUUGCCCCACAGCUCCGACUCGGCCGGUAAAAAUAUUUGGUGGAUUUCCUUGUACUGCUUGGUUCGAUGUGGGAGAUUUUUCAGAAGAAGACCCUGAUGAUUUGGAGGGAUUAGAUGCUUCAGCAGCAUAUGUAGCCAACCUAUUGUCAACAGAGCCUGCUGAUGUCAAACUUGGUGUUGGGGGCUUCAAUAUGGGUGCUGCAACUGCGCUCCACUCAGUUAUGUGCCUUGUUUCAGGAAAGUAUGCAAAUGGAAACCCUUAUCGUGUCAAUCUAAAUGCAAUUGUCAGUCUUAGUGGUUGGCUCCCAUGUUCAAGGAUCUUAAGGAACCGAGUGGAAGGGUCACAUGGGGCAGCAAGGCGUGCAGCAUCAUUACCCAUAUUUCUCUGUCAUGGGCUGGAUGAUGAUGUGAUUGCAUAUGAACACGGAAAGAGAUCUGCUCAGACAUUAAGCUCAGCCGGAUUUCAAAAUCUUACAUUUAGAACUUAUGAUGGGUUGGGUCACUACACAAUCCCUGAAGAGACCGAUGAAGUUUGUAAUUGGCUGACUGCAAAUUUGGGGCUCCAGGGAUCGUGAUCAUACUAGUGGGACAAGUUGGAGGUAAAGCAUA